GUUGCUAUCAAGAAAUAGGGUUGUCAUGCCUUGGAAAGUUGUGGGAUAACGAAGUUAAGCCUAAGUUUUUUGGAGGGGGAAAGGGUCCAAGAACCACGGGAGGCGCCCAAAUUCAAUUCCAGAUCAAACCCAGGAAAGCUGCAAAGUCUAGAGUCCUGUUUCUCUUUCGGAAGAAAUGACAAGACUCUCCUGCAUGAAGGCACUGAGGUCCAAACCAGGGGCGAGGGAAAAGGUGUGUGCACAGAUGAUGCGAUUGCGCUGGGGCCCUCGAGGAGGCCAAUUGCAUAAUGAAAGCGCAAUCGAGCAAUCACAUGUGAAAACGUCCGUAUUUACUUCGAGACUGCCCACCUCUUUUUUUUUUCCCUCUCUCUUGUCCCACUAUACUCCAAUCUCGUCCUACUACUUAUCUUGCCUACUAUCUCCUCUCAGCAUAUAUUCUCCUCUUCUUCUUUUACAUUAUUUUAUUUUCCCCCCCCCCCCUCCCCCUUCUUAUCCUAUUCUCACAUCUUCAUGCCCCACGCCCACUCUGACGUGAUGGGUCAACCAAUCGUGAACGGCGAGCAGGUCCAUUCUCAGUUCCUCGACCAUCUCACCUCCUACCCCGUCGUCUCCGACUCCAUCUCCCUCUUCAAGAGCAACCCCUACGGUGCCAAGUCCCUCGAGCUCAGCGACCACGCCUACGCCCGCAUCGCCAAGCCCGUCCUGCCUUACUUCUCCACCCCGUACAGCUAUGUCGCACCUUACCUGGCCCGCGCCGAUGCUCUGGGUGACAAGGGUCUGACCCAGAUCGACUCGCGCUUCCCCAUCAUCCGCGAAGAUACCCAGAAGAUCCGCGGCACUAUCUACAACACCGCCGGAUUGCCGGUCCGUGUGGCCGGCGACGUCAAGCAACACCUCUUCGAUGUCUAUGGCUCUGAAUACAAAAAGUGCGGUGGUGAUGGCGUCGUCGCUUCGGGCAAGGCUAUCAUCACGACGAGCCUGGUGCUCUCGACCGAGUCUUUGACUUAUCUGACGACUUGGUUCCAGAAGGCCAAGGAGGAGGCUAAGGAGGUGGUGAAUGAGAAGACCAACAGCCACUGAUUAAAGAAUGUGCUUGUCCCUUCCUUGAGCGUUUGAUUUUCUUUCUUUCUUUCUUGUGUGGUCCUUUUUUUUUUUAGAGAAAAUUAUACCUGUCCUCGCGAUUCUUCCUACUGGUUUCUGUUUCCGUGUUGGUUGUUUUCGAUCUCUGUGCUUGUCAUUUAUUGGAGAUAUACAGUGCUACUGUCGCUGCGGAUAUAUGUUGCCAUAUCGUCCUGUAAUUGCUCAGCGUGACGUCAUGCGAAAGAUUGCCUGUCCUAAUCCCGAAUAUGAACACAAUUCAACUACUGUGCAAUACUCUACCUUCAAUUUGAAUUUCUA
Penicillium brasilianum is the source of this 1398-nucleotide messenger RNA. Lineage: Eukaryota; Fungi; Ascomycota; Eurotiomycetes; Eurotiales; Aspergillaceae. The record is from the annotation of a GenBank genome assembly.